Hippocampus comes (tiger tail seahorse) is the source of this 932-nucleotide messenger RNA. RefSeq names its product heparan sulfate (glucosamine) 3-O-sulfotransferase 3B1a (gene hs3st3b1a). NCBI's taxonomy places the organism in Eukaryota, Metazoa, Chordata, Actinopteri, Syngnathiformes, Syngnathidae. The transcript has 2 exons. The annotation marks the transcript as partial. The record is from RefSeq and is a predicted model, not a curated record. Gene Ontology annotation, molecular function: [heparan sulfate]-glucosamine 3-sulfotransferase activity.
UUCUUCGACCGAAACUACCACAAGGGCCUGGACUGGUACAGGGAACUGAUGCCAAAGUCCUCCGAGGGUCAGCUGACCAUGGAGAAGACGCCCAGCUACUACAUCACCGAGGAGGUCCCCGCUCGGAUCCACGCCAUGUCUAAAGACACCAAGCUGAUCGUGGUGGUCCGAGACCCGGUCACCCGAGCCGUGUCGGACUACACGCAGACCCGCUCCAAGAAGCCGGACAUUCCGUCUUUCGAAAGCCUGACCUUCAAGAACACGUCGGCGGGCGUGAUCGACGCGGCCUGGAGCGCCGUUCGCAUCGGCAUGUACGCCAAGCACCUGGAGCGUUGGCUCCAAUACUUCCCCGCGGAGCAACUGCUGUUCGUCAGCGGCGAGCGGCUGAUCAGCGACCCUGCCGGGGAGGUGGCGCGGGUCCAGGACUUUCUGGGGCUCAGGAGAGAGGUCACCGAGAAGCACUUCCACUUUAACCCGGCAAAGGGCUUCCCUUGCCUCAAGCGAGCGGAGAGCGACGGCAAACCCCAUUGCCUGGGCAAAACCAAGGGCCGAACCCACCCCAACAUUGACCCGCAGGUGGUGCAGAGACUACGAGAGUUCUACAAGCCCUUUAACAGCAAGUUCUACCAGAUGACAGGUCAUGACUUUGGCUGGGACUGAGAGCUGCGAGUGCGUGCGAUCUGUUUUUUUUUGUUUUUUUUUUAUACAAUUGUCUCAUCAAAAGCUGUCGAGUAUAUUUGCCAGCUUUGUACAGAGUUCAGAAGUCUAUUUUAUCAUAAUUUAUUGCUAUGAUCUGAAAUUGCUAAGCUGUGUGACCGGGUUUACGCCUGAUCAGGGAUUCCCACUUCUGUCACGUUUUGACUUAUUUGUGUUAACAAUCCUGCCAAAUAUGAAUGCUUAAAAAAAAAAAAAAAAUCAAGUCCAAUAAGUAU